UGCUCGUAAAUUCGUAGUACAUUUUUGUCAGAUCUCGAUGACGAGACGUUGUGAAUUCGCACCGAUUACAUUUCAAUCGCUAUAUGGGUGUUCUAUAAAAUACUAGUUGUUGAAUAUGUUCUGACAAUGAAUAUAGGCAUCACAUUUUCAAUGCGGUACCGCAACGCGGUAAAUUCUACUUUGCAAGCACGGUGUGAGAUAUUUUAUCUUACAGGAUGUUUGCAGGUCUCUACGUAUUUCGUAUGUACCGAGACUGUCACAGUUGGCGAUUUCCUCGACGCUGAUUGGUGGCGCUAUCUAACACGAAAGUUGAAACUUGAUCACGACGAAAAGUAUUCUGUGGCUAUGGUGAACUGAAUGUUCGAGCCUCGCAAUCGUGUUUGAUAUAAAGCAGGAUACAAAAUGAGCGGUAAAAUGCCGGGAGUCCUCCGAGUCACGUGGCAUCCUCUGCAGACGAUUUUACGGGGGCUCAACUGCCGUAUAGCAUCAGUAACAAAAAUGCACAGGAAGACGUACGAGAGAAUGUAUCCAACCAUAGUCGUUCUGCCCGAUGGAAGUAGUAUAAACAUAAAAUAUCAUGAGCCUAGACAUAUAAUAAAACUGCCUCUAAAUUUAGCUACUUUAACAGAAGCCGAACGAAAGUUAAGGCUCUUGGCGCGUAAACCAAAAACUGUAAUCAAAAUGGAAGAAGAUAUCGAUGAUGACGGUUUUGACGCAAAAAGGUAUCUCAAAUUCGUUAAAAAAUAAACCUAUUUGGGAUCCGUUGUGAUUUAGAUUCUGAUGUAAAUUAUUCUGUAUGUUUAACAAUAAAACUCAAAAUCAAAA
Neodiprion virginianus is the source of this 825-nucleotide messenger RNA. It is a transcript of the gene mRpL55, whose product is annotated as 39S ribosomal protein L55, mitochondrial. Gene Ontology annotation, cellular component: mitochondrial large ribosomal subunit. Gene Ontology annotation, biological process: translation. The record is from RefSeq and is a predicted model, not a curated record. The transcript is spliced from 2 exons. NCBI's taxonomy places the organism in Eukaryota, Metazoa, Arthropoda, Insecta, Hymenoptera, Diprionidae. Bases 403 to 747 code for a protein of 114 amino acids. Gene Ontology annotation, molecular function: structural constituent of ribosome.